AUGGAAGCUGACUCAGUGAUCAGCGGAGAGCUCCCACCCGAAAUCAUAUGCUUCCAGAUACUCCCAAGGCUACCGACCAAGUUUGUGAUCCGUUGCAGAUGCGUCUGCAAAUCAUGGUCCUCUCUCACCCGCAACCCUUCUUUUCUCACCGUCCACCGUAGCUUCCGGUGCAGCCCUUCCACUCACCUCCUCUUCACCACGUCGGACGACUCCACAACCACACUUCAACACUUUCACUCUGUGAAACUCAACCAAGAAGAAGGAGAAAAGAAUGUUAUUAAUCCAACAACAGACCUCUUUAGCCUUCCAGCACCGUCCUAUUCCUUUCUCGGCGGCACACAUAGUAUCAACGGCUUGACGAUUUUAGCCGAUCAACUUAAUGCCAAAACGGUUUAUGUUUUCAAUCCCUGUACUGAACAGAUUAUAACUCUUCCCCAUACCAGCCUUGAAGCCGAAUUGUUUACACACCAUCUCGGAUUCAGUGCUGUUACAAACGAGUAUAAGGUUUUCCAAGUGCAUUGGUCUGGUAAUGAGGAUUACCCGAAUUAUGUGACUUCUCUGAGGUUCAAAAUUUUCACUCUGGGUACAACUACAUGGAGGCACAUAGAGUUGGACUUUCCUUUUGAUCCUGAAAGGCUAGACUUUGCUAAGAAAAGUGUAUGCCUCCAUGGAGGCAUACAUUGGAUGCAUACGAAUCAGAAGAUUAUAGUUGCAUUUGAUGUUGGAGCCGAAAGAUUCAGAGCCAACAUCCCACUUCCCGGAGAUUGUGACUCCGGGAAUAUUGUUGAAGUGGGUGGAUGUGUGGCUGUGUAUGACACAUCAUUGCUUCAACAGGACAUGAUGUUAUUGUGGAUUUUGGAGGAUUACCAAAAUCAUGUGUGGGUUAAGAAGAAUAUCAUAUUUACCUCGAGUUGGGAGAAAUUAGGGUGCCCUAUUCCGUUGGGUACAAUCCACACAGGUGAGCUCCUGCUCAAGCCUACCUUACGGGACUCGGGCAAUGUCAGUGUUCAUCUUUACAAUAUAGAGAGCGAUAGCUUUCGGAAAUGUAAGAUUAGUUUGCCGGUGAAGAUUGGUCUAUGGAGCUUGCUUACUAGUUAUGAUGAAAGUGUGAUCACCUUGAGAUCAUGA
Molecule: messenger RNA, 1128 nt
Organism: Rosa chinensis
Lineage: Eukaryota; Viridiplantae; Streptophyta; Magnoliopsida; Rosales; Rosaceae
Product: F-box protein At4g19940
Exons: 1
Coding region: 1-1128 (375 amino acids)
Molecular function (GO): protein binding
Source: RefSeq, a predicted model, not a curated record